UUAAAGGCGCCGCAACGGUAUUCCACUCCGACUCCGCACCACAAACCCCGUCUGUCACUCACGCUGCCUCCGUGAGGACCGUGACUGACCCCUCCUAUAUACACAUACGCUCGAUCGCCGAUCGAUUGCUCAGUCUCCGCCGUCCAAAUUCUUUCGAUCCAGAGCGAGGUCGCCGGCGCCGGCCGUGGCCGGAGAAGAGACACGAUGGAGGAGUUCGUGGUGCGGUGGGUGGCGAGCGGGUUCGCGGUGUGGUCGACGGCGUUCGUGGCGGCGCGGGCGCUGAUGCCUCACCGCUCCUACGAGUUCUGCAACCGGGCCGUGUCGACGGCGCACGCCGUGACGGCGGUGUGCAUGGCGUGCCUCUGCGUGGAGGACUGGUCCUGCCCCGUGUGCCCGCUCAACGCGCCGUCGACGCCGCGGCAGAUGAGGGCGCUGGCCGUGACGCUGUCCUACAUGAUCUACGACGCCGCCUGCUGCCAGCUCAACGGCGACGUGCGGCUCGACAACACGCUGCACCACCUCGUCAGCAUCGUCGGCAUCGGCGCCGGCCUCGCCUACCAGAGGUGCGGGACGGAGAUGGUGGCGUGCAUGGUGGUCACGGAGAUCUCCAGCCCGCUGCUGCACCUCCGGGAGAUGCUCAAGGAGCUCGGCGUCAAGGACACCGACCUCAACCUCCUCGUCGACAUUCUGUUCGCGGUGACCUUCUCGGUGGCACGGAUGGUCGGUGGGCCGUACCUCACCUACGUCACCCUCACGGCCGACUACCCGUUCCUCAUCAAGGCGAUGGCUGCUGGUCUGCAACUGGUGAGCGCCUACUGGUUCUUGAGGAUCCUCAGGAUGGUCAGGUACAAGCUCGCCAAGAAGAGGCCGGCACCACCGGCCACGUCCAAGCUCGUCGACGGCAAGAGUAGUUAACUGAUCGAUGUAUGCGUGUGCUAUUCUCUCUAAGAGAGAGAAGAUCAUGUUGUAGUAGCGUAUUGAUUGUUUCACCUGCCAAGGAUUAAUUAAUUUCUAAAAGGGAUGCACGUACAUACUGUGGCGAUUCAAUUUGAUUGUUGUGCAGAAACAGUUUACGAUAUCAGUGUCACUGGUUGCUCCCCUGGCUGUCAACGAGCACUUCAGACUGUAUGGCUUCUGUGCUUACACAUGCUACAUUGGAAGAUCAA
Brachypodium distachyon (stiff brome) is the source of this 1166-nucleotide messenger RNA. RefSeq names its product transmembrane protein 136. NCBI's taxonomy places the organism in Eukaryota, Viridiplantae, Streptophyta, Magnoliopsida, Poales, Poaceae. Bases 205 to 915 code for a protein of 236 amino acids. The record is from RefSeq and is a predicted model, not a curated record. Gene Ontology annotation, cellular component: membrane. The transcript has 4 exons.